UAUAAGCAAGUAUCUUUGUUUGUGGAAGCAACUUUACUGUUUCAAGAAAACCUCAGAACACAAACAGGAUAUAAUGACAAAACAAGUGGCAAUAAUUGGAGCUGGAUGCAGUGGGCUAGGAGCCAUCAAAUGUUGUCUGGAAGAAGGUUUGGAGCCAACAUGCUUUGAGAAGAGUGAUGACCUUGGUGGACUUUGGAGGUACACAGAAAUGGUAGAAGAAGGAAGAGCCAGUAUUUACAGCUCUGUGGUAACCAACACCUCAAAGGAGAUGAUGUGUUUUUCCGACUUUCCCAUGCCAGAUGACUUCCCAGCAUAUUUGCACAACUCAAAGGUCUUGCAAUACCUUAGACUCUAUGCUGAACACCACCAGCUACUGAAAUACAUCCAGUUCAAGACUGAGGUUUGUUGUGUGACGAAGCAUCCAGAUUUUGCUAAUACCGGCCAAUGGGAAAUUGUAACUGAGAAGGAUGGGAGGCAUAAGAAGAAGACAACAUUUGAUGCCGUUUUAGUUGGCAAUGGCCAUUUUUUUAAACCGUAUCUCCCCCUUGAUUCUUUUCCAGGUAUAGAAAAAUUUAAAGGCCAGUACAUUCACAGCCGUUUCUAUAAGAAAAGUCAAGAUUAUCACAAGAAAAUUGUACUGGUGGUUGGAAUUGGAAAUUCAGCUGGAGACAUAUCUUCUGAAAUCAGUGGCACAGCCAAACAGGUAUAUCUCAGUACACGUCAAGGAUCCUGGGUGCUAAGUCGUGUUUCACAACAAGGAUUUCCAUUAGACAUGAUGUUCUCAACACGGUUUCAUUUCUGGAUUACUAAUGCUUUAUCUGAUGGUGUUAGAGCAAAGAUGAUUGAAAAACAGAUGAAUGGGUGGUUUAACCAUGCAAACUAUGGUUUACAGCCUAAGGACAGGUCUACGUUAAAAGAACCAAUUGUAAAUGAUUUCCUUCCCAGCAAUAUCCUGUGUGGAGCUGUCCGAGUAAAACCCAGCAUCAAGGCAUUCACAGAGACUUCUGUCAUUUUUGAGGAUGGAACAGUAGUUGAAGACCUGGAUGCGGUUAUAUUUGCCACUGGAUAUAGCGUCUGCUUUCCUUUCCUCGAUGACUCUAUCGUCAAUGUUAAUGAGGACAACAAAGUCACACUGUAUAAAUAUGUAUUCCCUCCGCAUUUAGAAAAGCCAACACUGGCUUUUCUGGGAGUCCUCCAACCAUUUGGGGGUGUCAUACCGGUCGUGGAACUACAGUCCCGCUGGGCCACUAAAAUUUUUAAAGGUGCUGCUUGUUUACCUCCGGUGUCCAAAAUGGAAGAUUAUAUUAAAAAGAGUGAGCAACUCAGAGCUAAGAACUUCACCAAGUGUAGAAAUCAGAGUCUUCAGGCGCAGUAUGUUGAGUACAUGGAUGAAGUUGCAAUGGAAAUUGGUGUCCGUCCCAACAUAAUGCGCUUCUUACUUACAGACCCCAAACUUGCUUGCAAAGUCUUCUUUGGGCCUUGUACACCCUAUCAGUAUCGUCUAACUGGCCCUGGCAAAUGGAAUGGAGCCAGGAAAGCUAUCCUGACCCAAUGGAACAGGACUCUAAAUCCAUCCAGGACCCGUGUUGUUUACAAUUCUCAAGAAUCAAAUUUUAAGAGUCACUUAGGUUAUUUGAGUUUGGUAGCAGCUAUCUUCAUAUGUUUAUUUUGCAUUGCCUUAAGUUUGUUACUUUAAAAGCUGUUGUAUCGUUUACAAUUGUGUGACAAUCGGGGCCUGUGGCAGCUGUGCCUUGGGCCCCUCCAACAGCCAGCAUAGCCUGGAGGUCGAGGUCUGUGCAACCACUGACAUGGACAUCUUUAG
Messenger RNA from Spea bombifrons (plains spadefoot toad), 1822 nucleotides. RefSeq names its product dimethylaniline monooxygenase [N-oxide-forming] 2-like. Gene Ontology annotation, molecular function: N,N-dimethylaniline monooxygenase activity; flavin adenine dinucleotide binding; NADP binding. The coding region runs from base 74 to 1696 and encodes 540 amino acids. The record is from RefSeq and is a predicted model, not a curated record. Lineage: Eukaryota; Metazoa; Chordata; Amphibia; Anura; Pelobatidae. The transcript is spliced from 9 exons.